GCUUGUGCUGUGCAGCACAUCUCGUCCUCUUUGUUCAGCCUCUGGCUUUAACCACUGAAUCCCAAAUACUCUCCAGCUGGGAAUCAGAGGAGGGCAGGAAUGAAGAACCCAGAAGCCCAACAGGAUGUUUCCGUUUCCCAGGGUGUUCGCAUGAUGUUUUACAUGAUGAAGCCCAAUGAAACUUCAUUCCAAACUCCAGAAGAGGUGCCUGAUUACGUAAAAAAGGCUACUCCAUUUUUCAUUUCCUUUAUGCUGCUUGAACUGGUCAUCAGCUGGGUUUGCAAAGGGAAGCCUUUAAGUCGUGUGGAUGAUGUUUUAACAUCCUUAUCAGCUGGUAUUCUGUCUCGGCUUCCAAGCCUGUUUUUCAGGAGCAUUGAAGUGACCAGUUACAUUUAUAUCUGGGAGAACUAUAGGUUCUUCAGUUUGCCUUGGGAUUCUCCAUGGACUUGGUAUCUCACCUUUUUAGGAGUAGACUUUGCCUACUACUGGUUUCAUCGCAUGGCCCAUGAGGUUAACAUUAUUUGGGCUGGACACCAAGUGCACCACAGUUCUGAGGACUAUAACUUGUCCACAGCACUGAGGCAAUCUGUCCUCCAGAUAUAUACUUCCUGGAUUUUCUACUCUCCCAUGGCCCUCUUCAUACCACCCUCUGUAUAUGCUGUUCAUCUUCAGUUCAAUCUACUUUACCAAUUUUGGAUCCAUACUGAGAUCAUCAAUAACCUUGGUCCUUUGGAACUGAUUCUUAAUACUCCUAGCCAUCAUAGGGUUCAUCAUGGCAAAAAUCGUUACUGCAUAGACAAAAACUAUGGUGGCACUCUUAUUAUUUGGGAUAGAAUUUUUGGGACUUUUGAAGCAGAGAAAGAAAGAGUUAUAUAUGGUCUUACACAUCCAAUUAAUACCUUUGACCCACUCAGGGUGCAGUUCCACCAUUUAUUUUACAUUUGGACUACAUUUUGGGCUACACCUGGAUUCUUCCAUAAGUUUUCUGUGAUAUUUAAAGGACCUGGUUGGGGUCCAGGUAAACCAAGACUUGGGCUGAGUGAAGAGAUCCCAGAGGUUACAGGAAAAGAAGUUCCCUUCUCAUCAUCUGCCUCUCAGUUAUUAAAGAUAUACACAGUUGUACAGUUUGCUGUGAUGCUAGCAUUUUAUGAAGAGACCUUUGCAAAUACUGCCGCAUUAUCACAGGUAACUCUCUUUCUGAGGGUUCUCUUCAUCAUCCUGACCUUGACCUCCAUUGGAUUUCUUCUGGAUCAAAGACCUAAGGCAGCUAUUAUGGAAACUCUCCGUUGCUUGGUGAUCCUGAUGCUGUACAGAUUCGGUCACAUUAAGCCUCUUGUCCCCGCCUUAUCAUUUGUUUUUGAGGUAAGCCAUUCACCAUAG
Marmota flaviventris (yellow-bellied marmot) is the source of this 1380-nucleotide messenger RNA. NCBI's taxonomy places the organism in Eukaryota, Metazoa, Chordata, Mammalia, Rodentia, Sciuridae. The record is from RefSeq and is a predicted model, not a curated record.